AUAAACCCUCUCAUUUUCUUCCAUUGAAUUGAAUUUUCUGCGCAGGAAAAAAAAAAAUUCACACUUUUUGUUCAUCGUCCCUAUUCUUGAAUUAUUACACAGUCCAAGAUUACUACUUCCUUUUUUCAUGGUGUUCUUAUCUUCACAAUAAAGCACAUUUUUUCUUAUUUUUUUACUUUUUGUCCAUCUUUUUUUUUAUAUCCUUUCCAUCAGCCCAUCUGAACAUACUUGGUCAAAAACAGAUACAAGAACACAAAGGCACCAAACUUUAUUCAACCCUCGAGCUUCAAUUUUGCCUGAUUUUACCAUCAAAGAUCGCAUUUUUAUUCGUGCCCGUGUUGAACCAAACGUUUUUUUUUUAAUCCGGGCACCGGUUGAUUUUUCCGUUGUCAGUCGGUGAAUAAAAAANUAUUUUUCUUUUUAAUUCACUAUGGCCAAGAACACUUCUUUCUCAAGCCUCGACAAAUGGAGGGACUAUUUCCGUACGGCGAAUUCGGACAUCUUCGACAUAAUCGAGAAGGCGAUAAUGGUGGCCGCCUCCGAUUGUCCGUAUGACUUCAAGCUGAAGAGGGAUCGUAUAGCGGAGUUGCUCUUCGCCUGCAAAAUCACGAGGUGUUUUGGGUGCGAGAGGUUGGAGCUGGCGAUUCCCGGCGGCGGCUGGCCGGAGAAAAGCGAGGAUAAGUACAAGAGUGGGGUUGAGGCCGGCGGGAGUAAGGACACGAAGGAGAGUAAAGUGAACAGCAGUGACAGAUGUUGUAUUGACGAUGGUGAUGACUGUGAUGAUGUUAAUCACAGGGAGGUUAUGGAGAUGAAUAUGAAUCGGGUUAGGGAUGAUAGUUAUGGUGAUGUUGAGGCAUUAAAUGAUGAAAUUGAGGAGGAAUCUCAGUUUUAUGGGGAGGUUUUGAGGAUUAAGGAAGUUCUUGAUAAUCAUAAAGAAGAGUCUGAUUCGUUUUUGUUUGAUUCACUGAGGAAGCUUCAGCUUAUGCCUCUGUCUGUGGAGACUCUCAAGGCUACAGAGAUUGGUAAAUCAGUUAAUAUCAUGCGGAAACAUGGAUCAGCUGAAAUUCGAAAUCUUGCUCGGUCAUUAAUAGAGGAAUGGAAAAUAAUGGUUGAUUCGUGGGUUGAUGCUACAAAAGCCAUUGCAGAUGCCGAAAUUCGACCAGAAUCUGUGAAAACUUCGGUUGUUGAAGAAGAAGAGGAAGAAGAAGGACUGCCAUCUCCUCCUUUAGAUGAAGGAGCUUUUUUCACUACUACUUCAAUGGAGCUUUCACAGUUCUUUGACGGCAUGGAUGACGAUGGAAAUCCUCGUAACUGUGGGGAAUUAAACAAUAACCGAGAAAACGGUAGAAAUAAGCUAAAUGUCGAGAAAACGCGCGUUUGCGUGCCGAAAAACGAACAGUGCAGAAAUCGAGAGACUGUGUUGAAAAAACCAUCGCAAGAACAAGCUCUUCCUAAACCGAGCAGGCCACUCGGCAGCCAACGUGGGCCGGGUUUGGCGAAACCAUCUAACUACGAAUCGGGCCCAGGUAGACCUAAGUCCCAACAAAAAUUUGAAACGGGUUCGGUUAAGAAGAAGCCCAUGCCGACUCAAAAGGAGAAGCUAAAUUGUGAAAACGAAGCUUCGGUUCACAUGAAACUCGAGGCGGCCAAGAGGAAACUGCAAGAACGGUACCAAGAAGCCGAGAAUGCCAAAAAGCAACGAACGAUACAAGUCGUGGAAUUGCGCGACCUCCCGAAACAGAGUGUUGUUCAAAGGAAUCAACAAAUGAGGCCCGGCAACCACAAUAACCGGAACUGGGCAAACGGGCGUCGAUAAAUUUAUUAUUUUUUUUCUUAAUGUAACUUUGUAUAUACUGAAAUAAUUUUGUAAUAAUGAUUUUUCGAGCUGUGUUAGCACAUUCGCGGGUUGGGCGAAUGG
Striga asiatica is the source of this 1918-nucleotide messenger RNA. NCBI's taxonomy places the organism in Eukaryota, Viridiplantae, Streptophyta, Magnoliopsida, Lamiales, Orobanchaceae. The record is from the annotation of a GenBank genome assembly.